GUCACAAGGUGCUCAGUGGGGGCGCUUUUUGAGCCAGGAUGAGCCAGGAAAAGGACUUUCACAAGGUAAUGUCAUCAGUUAAGGCAACGACCGGCCAUUUACACUUCUUUUGUGGUGGAAUGUCAUCAGUUAAGGCGGGGCAGGGCAUAUUCACUUCUUUUGUGAUUCUUCAGUUACUUCAGGCCAUCUGGGCGUAUACGUGCAAGUCACAGGGGAUGCGAUGGCUUGGCUUGGGCUCAGAGGCCUGACAUUCCUGCCUUCUUAUAUUAAUAAGAAAAAUAAAACAAAAUAGAUUUGAAGUGUUGGGGCGGUGAAAAUUUUUGGGGGGUGGUAUGGAGAGAGAAUGGGCGAUGUUUCUCAGGGCUGCUUCAAGCGGGAUUAGGGGCGGUGUGGGAACCUAGAGUGGGAGAGAUUAAGCUGAAGGGAGGUCUUGUGGUAAGGGGUGAUAUUGUGGGGAUGUUAGAAGAAACAUUUGUCAUAUAGAAUGAUUGGUGAUGGCCUGGAUACGGUUUUGUAUGAAUUGAAAAACUAAAUGGAAUAACAGAAGGAGAAAAACAGGUAUAAAAGGUCUAAGAAUUGGGACGACUCAGGAUAUCUGAUUGGAGAGUGCCUAAGGAGAUUCAGCGUAGUCCUGUCAGCAAAGAUUAUUUAUUUACUUCAAGAGUUAAGAGUGGCAGUUUGGGGACAGCACCAGGAGAUAUCAGCUGUGAUGGCUUGGAAAAACAGUGUAAACCGGCAGUGUAAACAAGAGCAGGGCAUGUAUGAGUAGUUGAGAACGGUGAAUAGGACUAUGAGUAGACAGAAAAUAGUAGGGAUGACAAUUUUUUGUGGGGGGGGGGCACAGUCUAAGUUGAUCUGGUGUCUGGAAUGAGACUGGGGCCUAAUAAAAAGGAGCAUCUAUACAGGAGCUUAAAUGGGCUGUACCCUGUAGCAUUCCGAGGACAGGCCUGAAUUCUGAGAAGGGAAAGUGGUAAAAGUAUUGUCCAGUCCUUUUUAAGUUGGUGGCUGAGCUUGGUGAGGUGUGUUUUUAAAAGACCUUUAGUCCAUUCUACUUUUCUUGAAGACGGAGGACCGUAAGGGAUAUAAAGGUUUCACUGAAUACUAAGAACCUGAAAAACUGCUUGGCUGAUUUGACUAAUAAAGGCUCGUCUGUUAUCAGACUGUAUUGAGGUGGGAAGGCUAAACUGAGGAAUUAUGUCUGACAGAAGGGAAGAAAUGACUGCGGUGGCCUUCUCAGACCCUGUAGGAAAGGCCUUUACUUAUUCAGUGAAAGUGUCUAUUUAGACUAAGAGGUAUUUUAGUUUCCUGACUCAGGGCAUGUUGAGUAAAGCUAAUUUGCCAGUCCUGGGUGGGGCAAAUCCUCAAGCUUGAUGUGUAGGGAAGGGAGGGGGCCUGAAUAAUCCCUGAGGAGUAGUAGAAUAGCAGAUGGAACACUGAGAAGUUAUUUGCUUGAGGAUAGAUUUCCAUGAUGGAAAGGAAAUGAGAGGUUCUAAGAGGCGGGCUAGUGGCUUGUACUAUAGCAUAACCUGCCUUUGCUGGUGUGUGGCGAUUAGGCCUGGUGGAACCGCCAUCAAUAAAUCAAGCAUGAUCAGGGUGAGGAACAGGAAAGAAGGAAAUUUGGGAAAAUGGGGUGAAUGUCAGAUGGAUCAGAGAGAUACAGUCAUGGGGUCAGGUGUGGUAUCAGGAAUAAUGUGGGAGGCCGGAUUGAAGUCUGGGCCAGGAACAACGGUAAUUGUGGGAGACUCAACGAAGAGUGAGUAUAGCUGAAGGAGCCGGGAAGCAGAAAGUAUAUGCAUCAGGUAUGAGGAAGAAAAUAGAUUUUGGGAGUUAUGAGAACUGUAGAGAGUGAGUUGAGCAUAGUUUGUGAUUUUAAGGGCCUCUAAAAGUAUUAAAGCAGUGGCAGCCGCUGCACGCAGACAUGAGGGCUAGGCUAAAACGGUAAGGUCAAGUUUUUUGGACAGAAAGGCUACAGGGUGUGGUCCUGGCUUUUGUGUAAGAAUUCUGACUGUGCUAACCAUGCCUAGGAAGGAAAGGAGUUGUUUUGUAGAAGGUGCUGGGGUUUGAGAGAUCAGUCGGACACGAUUGGCAGGGAGAGCACGUGUGUUUUUAUGAGAAUUAUGCCGAGAUAGGUAACAGAUGAGGAAGAAAUUUGGGCUUGAUUGAAGUAAUGGGGGCUGUCUGUGAAGCUUUGCGGCAGUACAGCCUAGGUAAUUUGCUGAGCUUGAUGGGUGUCAGGGUCAGUCCAAGUGAAAGCGAAGAGAGGCUGGGAUUAAGGGUGCAAAGGAAUAGUAAAGAAAGCAUGUUUGAGAUCUAGAACAGAAUAAUGGGUUGUAGAGGCAGGUAUUGAGGAUAGGAGAGUAUAUGGGUUUGGCACCACGGGUUGGAUAGGCCAAACAAUUUGGUUGAUAAGGCGCAGAUCCUGAACUAACUUGUAAGGCUUGUCUGGUUUUAGGACAGGUAAAAUGGGGAAAUUGUAAGGAGAGUUUAUAGGCUUUAAAAGGCCAUGCUGUAGCAGGCGAGUGAUAACAGGCUUUAAUCUUUUUAAAGCAUGCUGUGGGAUGGGAUAUUGUCAUUGAGUGGGGUAAGGGUGAUUAGGUUUUAAUGAGAUGGUAAGUGGUGCAUGAUCGGUCGCCAAGGAGGGAGUAGAGGUAUCUUAUACUUGUGGGUUAAGGUGGGGGGAUACAAGAGGAGGACACAAAGGAGACUUUGGACUGGGAAGAAGGGCGGCAAUGAGAUUUAGCGGUAGUCCAGGAAUAGUCAGGGAAGCAGAUAAUUUAGUUAAAGUGUCUCAGCCUAAUAAGGGAACUGGGCAGGUGGGGAUAACUAAAAAGGAGUGCUUAAAAGAGUAUUGUCUAAGUUGGCACCAGAGUUGGGGAGUUUUAAGAGGUUUAGAAGCCUGGCCAUCAAUACCCACAACAGUUAUUGAGGCAAGGGAAACAUGCCCUUGAAAAGAAGGUAAUGUGGAGUGGGUAGCCUCCGUAUUGAUUAAGAAAGGAACUGGCUUACUCUCCACUGUGAGAGUUACCGGAAGCUCAGCGUCCGUGAUGGUCUAGGGGGCUUCCGAGGUGAUCGGGCAGUGUCAGUCUUCAGCCGCUAAGCCGAGAAGAUCUGGGAAGGAGUCAGUCAGAGAGCCUUGGGCCAGAGUUCCAGGGGCUCUGGGAGUGGCUGCCAGUUUUCCUCUUCUCCUGUGUUGGAAAGCGUGAAGAAUAUAUGUUGGGGUGAGGGAGCCCACACAAGAUAGAGCUACCUGGAUUGUCACAUCACCUUGUGGUCAUCUGUACUAACAGCAGGUCCUGCGUCUGGCUGAUUUCAUUUAACAUAAUGUCCUUCAGGUUCAUCCACAUUGUGCCAAAUGAGUGACAACUAUAGCUUCCAUAAGAAAGUUUUGGAGUCUCCUAAAAAUGACAGAUAAAUGAACUAACCUAGUCAGCAAAAUUAAACUAUAGGGAAGAGUAUGGACCUUGAAAAGACAGAAGACAAGUGAGAUUUGCUGAAAAUUGCAUGGUUGAGAAAUGGAGGAACAUGAUUCAGAACGCAAGGCUUCUGAAUUCUAACUCAUUACUCUGCACCCAGCCCAUCUAACGUUGCACUGAGACUCUGACAAGGAAGGCAAUGAUCUGUGAUGACCUUGCUGAAUAUAUUAAGCAGCAAUGAGAAGAUGUAGGACAACAACCUGGGGCAAAAUGCAGAUAAGGAAAGGAAACCUGUCCUAAUUGGGUUGUCUUUCCUUUAAGUACCUGAGCAAUGGAUGGAAGCAGAGACUCAGAAUGAUAACCCUCUUGAUCAAGUUUUUCAGGAUGAUGAUUCAGGGUGAUGGUUUGGAAGCAUUCUCUUUGAAAACUAGUUGGUAGUUGAUGUACAAUGAAAUACUGUCCAGCUGAGAAAGAGAUGGAAAAUUAUCUGGUGGCUAAUUCCCAAGCCGAUGGCCCUACCCUACCUCAGUUCUAUCCCCACCUCAUGCCCUGCAGAUUGCUGGGGUUUCUGGUGGAAAUCCAACUCCUCUUUAAAACCUCCUCCAUUUCCUCACCCUCCACCUCUACUCUUAGCACUUGAGAGUGUACAUUUCGUCUUUGCUCCUCUUCCCUCCCCAGAUGAUCCAAAUAGAAAAUACAUCAGCACGUGGGAAAGAGCAACAUUGAUCGUCUUCACGGAAAGGCUGGGGACCCUGCGCCUACCACAUGUUGGCCAGGGUGAGCAAGCAGUGAAAGAGAAAACACUUUUUUCAAAAAGCCAACUGGUAAGGAAUGUUACUAAGCUACCAUGUAAUUUUUUGUAGCCUUCUGGCUGUGUGUCACAAGCCUGUUAAGGCCUAGCCAUGUAGGAUUAUCCCUGUUACUUCCAAACUUCAGUUUUGUUUCUGAAUUUAAUUAUCCACAAAGUUUCAGAAAGAUCCACAUUGCUCAAGAUCAAUUACAUUCAUUUAUUUUCAUGUUUUCUGGGAUCUGGCUGGUGUGUUGGCUGGAUCAUCUGAAAAGCAGAUACCAAGAUGGAGUUGAAAGUAGAAGAGAUUUUAGGGGUGUAAUUUUUGUGAAAGAUAAAGGGGAGAAAAAGCAAGAGAAAGCAAGGAGAGCCUUACACCCAGAUCUGACACCUGUGAAAAGAUAGAGGGAGGAAAGGAAGAUUGGCCAGAAAGGCCUCAGACUGUGGUACAGCCACAAGAAGUUUGCUCCUAGAGGCAUCUUGCAUUGGUUCAAUGGUGAGCAUUUAUGCCAGUUCUGUGCUCAGUCUGUCCAGGUAGCGCAUAGUCCCAGCUUGAAUACAGAGUCAGAUUCUGAAGCUACCCAUAGCGAGAAAUUGACAGCGGUUUCUUUCUUGAAGGUAGAGCUGACUUGCACACUUCCACAGCUGGGCAAAGGAAAGAAGAUGGUCGCAGCAAGCUAAGUCCCUACCUGUGUAUAUGAGAGGCUACAUCUAGUCAGUGGAUUUAUGCCAUCUGACUAGAACAUAGAUACAGAUUCAUCCAUGCAUCCGUGCAUCUGUGGACCCAUGUAUCCAUCCAUCCAUCCACCCACCCAUCCAUCCAUCCAUCCAUCCAUCCAUCCAUCUAUCCAUCUGCUCAUUUCUUGCUUUAGAUGAUGGCAGCAAUCUGCUGAAGCUUCUGUCAGAAGAACCUCUCCUUGGUGCUGCCUCAGAAAUCAAAUCUAGAUUUUGCCUCUUCUGCUAGUAAGGCUGUAAGUUCUGAGUGUUAACCAGCUUAUAUCUCCAUCCAACCUGCCUCCAGCUCUCCUUGUGAUCAUAAGUCAAUGUAUUAUCCAUCUGAGACCAAGCCCUUAACCACACCUUAAUUGCUGCCAGUCUGAUAUACCAAUUAUUUGAAUCCCACUGGUACUUUGCUCCACUAGGUGGAUCAUAAUUCAUGUUAUAGUCCCUUUGAUUCAGUGUUCCAGGCACAAACAAUGCACACCAAACAAGUGAUGAAGUUUAUUGCAAUGUCCUUGGGUUCAGGGUCAAUGAGAGCAACCAACAGGCAGCAGAGGUAGUGACCUGACUUGGCUGUGUGCCUUCCAGUUCUUAAGUCAUUGAAGCUGUUCACCUUCAACAUGACCCUGGCUUUUGGUAAUAAUAUUUCAUAGCAGCCUCUAUCCAACUAAUGUGGCAACAAGCCAUGCAAUUUUGAGCCCAGAGAAAUCAUGGACCUUUUGAGAGCACAUUAUUUUGGAGGAUGAAGUCGGUGGAAAUGUGUAGGGCUUGGCAGGUAAUAAAAAGAGAUUGAUUUUUUAAAAACAAAUAAUUCUACCAAUUAGAAUAUAAUUAUCUUUGAAAUCAGCUAUCUCUAAGGUCCUUUCAUUUCUUUCAUCCCAUUACUUACUCCAUCAAAGAACGCAAGUUUCACCAUAAUUGAAACCAUUUCCCCCCCCUUUUUCCCCUAGAACAAUGUUUAUGUGUUGGCAGGCUUUCUCUCAUGUGGCUUAAAGGACCACAUGUGUUUGCAGGCAUUCUAUCAAGUAGUUUAAAGAGCAUAAAACUUGCAGUAAUAUUUUUGGGAGUAAAUUUUAUUGUUAUGGCUUUAAAACACAAUCAAAUAAAAAUAAGAAUAUCCAUUAGCAGUUGAAUAUUGUAAUAAUAGAGUUGAGAACAAAUUUUACUGUUACAGGAACUAUAAAACAGCAAUAAUAAAACACUAUUAUUGUGAAUAAAUUGUGUGGAGAUGACUAACUAGAAAACUAUAAAACACAACGAUAAGAAAUAAUCUAAUCACCAGGAAAGAUGUGAUAAUAAUUCACCCUUGUUAGUGAGGAGCCCAUGGUUCCACUUCAUUGGCCCUGAGUUCCCUGGGUUACUGCUUGCAUUCCAUAAGGUUACAGAAAGAUAAUCUUUGGCCAGGGGGGUUGGCAGGAGACCACAUAUUACAGUGAAAUUGGACGUGGGGAUUGAGGAAAAUCCAAUUAUCAGCGACAGUUAAGAAAAUCCUGUGUAGUAAUAUCAAAUGUCCUCACAACACAUUUAAAAAAUUAUUUGCAGGUUUUUACUAACAAUUUGGGUGUAUUAUUUGACUACAUUUUUAUGUGUUUUUAAACUUUUAUUUAUAUUCUUUUGUUUCAGAAUAACUGUAUGGAACUACAUAUUGGUAGCGGGGGAAGCCUUUUGUAGUCUUUCUUUUUAUUUAGACUACCCAUACAUCCCUCUGCCGUGAAUCCAUCUCAGCCCAUUCCAAUUAGCAAGUGUAUGGAAAGACGACACCCUUAACUUCCAGGUCCCCCUCUCUUUCUGUGGAACUGACAGCACCAUUAGAACCCUUGCUCCAAAAUUAGUACUACCAAGGUUCCUGCCAGUCCCCUCACUUGGGUGAGGAAGAGAGUGGCAUGAGUGUUGCAUUUUACCCCUCAUUCUGAACAGCAAAGUUCAAAUUCAGGAUUUUUGAAUUAACUAAAUCCCAAGGGAAGGAUGCAAAAUGCUAACAAUGCAGUUUUCUUUAAGGUGCCAUUAUCGUAGGCAAGCUAUGCUGAGUUUUCUAUACUCACCGCCUCCACUUUCUCACUUCCCUUUCCUUCUUUAACCAGCUCCAGGCAGGCGUUUGUCCCCACCACGUUAUCUACUGAAAUUGCUCUUUUCAAGGUCUCCAGGAGCCUCUAUCCUGCUGGUUAUGAUUGGUUAGUUCUUCGUCCUCGUUUGACCAGUGGGUAACUCCCAUUUUUGUUGUUGUUGUUGUUUUUAAUGCUUUCCUCAUUUGGCUUCUGGGACACAAUAGUCACCCAUUUUUUAACUACCUCACUGGCUGUUCUUCACAAUUCCCUCACUGGAUUCUUCUCUUCUACCAAGUCCUCUAAAUGUUAGGUCAGCCCAGGUCUCAGUCUUUGUCUUUCUCUGUCUAUACCCACACCCUAGAUGAACUCCUCUAGCCCAGUGGCUUUAAACACCGUCAUGAUAUUGUGAUACAAUAGGAAAUACAUAUUUUGUCUUUGUCCCUGGUUCCUGACACAGAGCUCCUAAAACCCUUGGAAUUUCCUCAGUGAUAAGAUCAAUAAAGGUGAAAGGGCCAUUUCUGUUAUUCAUGACGUCCCUUUUGACUAUGGCUAACUUUAAGUGAACAGGUAACUUUUGGAAAGUUUCUAAGGAUGGCGGCUGGUUGCCAGGAGAAUCAGCCAUGUUAUUAGAAAGUUGGAACUUUCAGUAAUCCCCUCCCAUCUCUGGGGAGGAAAGAGGGACUGGAGAUUUAUUUAAUCACCAAUGACCAAUGAUAUGAUCAAUCAUACCUAUGUAAUGAAAUCUUCAUAAAAACACCAGGGAACAGAGUUUGGAGAGCCUCUGGGUUGCUAAACACAUGGAGGGACUGGGUGGAUGGCAUGCCUGGAGACAGCAUGGAAGCGCUUAUCUCCUCUAUUUUUUUAACUGCAUUCUCUUUACUUGAAACUAACAUUUGUUUGUAUACUCGUUUAUUUUUCUCUCAACUCUACUGUGAGUUCCAUAAAAGAAGGGACUCUGCCUUGUUCACCCUUGUAUCUUAAGUAUCUAGCAUAGUGUCUGGUAUACAGUGGUACUCAUGAGAUUUUUGUAGAAUGAAUACAUGAAUACAGGGCAGAAGAUUUAAACUGGGUCCCUAAAUGCCAAGGACUCCAUUUAAAUACUCUACCUGCUCUGCGCUAAAGUUUGCCUUGCUCAGUUAGACUAUUAGCAAUGGUCUUAACAUGAGUCUUUAAUUUUACUGGUCAAUGAGACUCAAGCAUAACUUGGCUAUGUCGGAAAACAUGGUGGAGUAUCUGACAGAGUCCUUCAUGUAAGAGGGGCGUGGGGUAAAAUCCACAUGGGAAAGGAUUGAAACUGUCUUCACUGCUCAGAUUUGAAGAGAUCUGGGUUUCUUUAAGAAGCUGGUGAUGUGGUUCAUCAGAAAAAGAGAAGGCAUUUGACCCCAAUCAAAGCCUUAGAUUGAAGGAGGAAGUGGAGAUUCUGAAUAAUGACCAUGUCCAUUUUGACCAGAGCAGAGUGUUCUUUCUGGUCUCAUGAACAGGCUCAUGAUUCACAAAGACUAGCCUACUAUUCCCAUCCAACCUGUGUGAGGGGAAGAGCAGGAAUGAUUGCUCCUGAGUACGAGUGAUGGGGGUUCCUAGAAAUACUCCUAGGUGACUUUACAUAGGGAGGAAAUUUAUUUCAGGAUCUGGUGAAGUUGAGAGCUCACGUAAAUUUGGUUUUAGAGAAGAAAUGAAAUAUCAAAUGGUACAGCAUUUCCCACACUGGAAAAGGUGUUUGAGGACAUGAGAGAGUUAAUAAAGCAAUUGCCCGUGACUCUUUCUGCUGAGACAUCCACUAACUGAUUUAUCUCAUCUUGAUUGUGGGAGCCACAGUCUUGAUGCAUUCAUUCUCAAGGACACUUGAUCCACUGCCAGAGAGGCCCAGAAUUUUCUAACUUACUGUGUAGCAGAAUGAAGCCUCUGCUUGAAACCCUUUAUCUUUUGGGGAUGCUGGUUCCUGGAGGGCUGGGAUAUGAUAGAUCCUUAGCCCAACACAGACAAGAGAUUGUGGACACGUUAGUGAGUCCAUGGAGCCUGGAGACGUAUUCCUAUAACAUAUACCACCCCAUGGGAGAGAUCUAUCAGUGGAUGAGAGAGAUCAGUGAGAAGUACAAGGAAGUCGUGACACAGCAUUUCCUAGGAGUGACCUAUGAGACCCACCCCAUGUAUUAUCUGAAGAUCAGCCAACCAUCUGGUAAUCCCAAGAAAAUCAUUUGGAUGGACUGUGGAAUUCACGCCAGAGAAUGGAUUGCUCCUGCUUUUUGCCAAUGGUUCGUCAAAGAAAUUCUACAAAACCAUAAAGACAACUCAAGGAUACGCAAGCUCCUUAGGAACCUGGACUUCUAUGUCCUUCCAGUUCUUAACAUAGAUGGUUAUAUCUACACUUGGACAACUGAUCGUCUUUGGAGGAAAUCCCGUUCACCCCAUAAUAAUGGCACAUGUUUUGGGACGGAUCUCAACCGAAAUUUCAAUGCAUCUUGGUGUAGUAUUGGUGCCUCUAGAAACUGCCAAGAUCAAACAUUCUGUGGGACAGGGCCAGUGUCUGAACCAGAGACUAAAGCUGUUGCCAGCUUCAUAGAGAGCAAGAAGGAUGAUAUUUUGUGCUUCCUGACCAUGCACUCUUAUGGGCAGUUAAUUCUCACACCUUACGGCUACACCAAAAAUAAAUCAAGUAACCACCCAGAAAUGAUUCAAGUUGGACAGAAGGCAGCAAAUGCAUUGAAAGCAAAGUAUGGAACCAAUUAUAGAGUUGGAUCGAGUGCAGAUAUUUUAUAUGCUUCAUCAGGGUCUUCAAGAGACUGGGCCCGAGACAUUGGGAUUCCCUUCUCAUAUACGUUUGAGCUGAGGGACAGUGGAACAUAUGGGUUUGUUCUGCCAGAAGCUCAGAUCCAGCCCACCUGUGAGGAGACCAUGGAGGCUGUGCUGUCAGUCCUGGAUGAUGUGUAUGCGAAACCCUGGCACUCGGACAGUGCUGGAAGGGUGACAUCUGCCACUAUGCUGCUGGGCCUGCUGGUGUCCUGCAUGUCUCUUCUCUAAGUGCAUUCUGCCCAGGCCUGCUCAACCCCAGUGGCAUGAGUGUGGCUGGAGGAACGGUGUGUUAUGGUUGUAAAGAAACCAAAUAAUUUAACUAAAAAUACUUCCUAUUUCAAUAAGGAAAAAUCAUGCCUGCGUUUUAAUAUUUGUUUUUCUGUCAGUUGAGCUUUAUUCCUUUAUACGAGGAAUUAGUUAGGUAUUAGUUAGUUAUUGCUACAAUAAUGCUACAAACCAAACCUCUCUAAAACCAAGUGGUGCAAAUCUACAGGUCACGAUGCAGUGAUCUUGGUUGUGCUCGCUUAGGCAUCCAUGGUCAGUUUCAGGGCAUCUGGUAGAUCUCGGAUGAACUCACUCUGGGGGUUGGCUACUAUAGGCUAGUAUAGGAUAGCCUCAGCUGCAAUGAGGAACAGGGGCUGUGCUCCAUGUAUCUUCUCAUCCAGCACAUUAGUACUAUGCACUCAUGGCCAUGGUGAAGGAGCAAAAGCAGCAGAGCAAGUCUCAAUGUGCAGGCGCUUUUCAAACCUCUGCUUGCAUCCUAUUUGCUAACAUCCCAUUUGCCAAAGGAAGUCACAUGGCUGAGCUCUGCAUCAAGGGGUGGAGCAGAACAGAAGGUGGUGAGUGAAGGAUUGGGGCCAUCAGUGAAAUGACUCUAUCUGGUGUUUAUAUCACACCCUUGAGCUUCACUGGCUUAGCUUCAUAGUCGGUAGCUCAGCUACAAUUCGAGGCAACUCAACUAGAUGGCUAUUAUCCUAUUCAGCUUUAAAUGUGGAGAAGCCUGUGAGUUCCAGUGGAACCCCACUGCUCUUGAAAUCUAACUAAAAGUCACACAAUGAGAUUCUGAUAGGGCCUUUUGUAUUCUACUGAUUUUUGUGAUUUAUGAUCUCAACAUUCACUAAGGAAAAUGAAGUAGGAAUAGGUCUUCUGCCUCGGGGUCUGGGGAUUUUUUCUCAUCUGUAUUCUUCAAAAAUUUUGCUUAUGCUUUUGAACCAGGGUCUUGCUUUCUUAAUUUUGUGUUAAUGAGUUAGUAGCAGCAUUCAGAGGAUAAGUUAUACAAUCCCUCUUGAUGACUGUUGCUGGUUUUAUUUACUUAUUUAUUCAUUAAAAAAAUUAAGGAUCUACUAGGUGCAUUUUGAUAGGUUCUGGGGUUACAAUGGUGAAUAAGAUAGACAUAGUCCCUGUCUAUUUGAAAUUUAUAUUCCAGUGGGUGAAAUCAGGACUAGAAGCCACAAAUAAUUGGCACGGUCACGCUGUUUCAUACCAGGUGAAUCCCAGCUCUAGGGGAGUACAAUAAGCAAGAACACAAAUAAAGAAACUAAAUAUUGCAGUUUGUGACACAUACUAUGAAAUGAAAAGUCAGUAGAGAGGAGAGGAAGGCCCACAUUGUACGUGUACGGAUAUCUAGGCAUUUAAUUGUGCUAUCUCAUCUAUUAAACUGUGAGUGCUGUUAAAGUAGCAGCCAUGACUGUCAUUUCCUAUGUAUCUCUAUGUGACACCUUGAAAUGGUGCUAAGCAGUUGUCAGGCUUCGAAUAAAUGUAGUUGUGACCAGCUGACAGGGCAUCCGUGGGUGUUCAGUCACCCAUUGCCCAAUUUCCUUGUUGGUCACAGUCACAAUACACUUCUUGGUUGUAACCCUUUUAUUGCCUUUCUUUGUCGUCUUUAUUUCUUCAUGUUUUGCUAGUGUGUGGCUGAUAAGGGUCAGAAAGGAAAAUGUCAGAGGCAAUAGGGUUUAAUGAAUCAGGGAACUGCUAUUAACAUAA
Messenger RNA from Gorilla gorilla gorilla (western lowland gorilla), 11738 nucleotides. RefSeq names its product carboxypeptidase O (gene CPO). Bases 8859 to 9983 code for a protein of 374 amino acids. The transcript is spliced from 13 exons. Gene Ontology annotation, biological process: proteolysis. Gene Ontology annotation, molecular function: zinc ion binding; metallocarboxypeptidase activity. Lineage: Eukaryota; Metazoa; Chordata; Mammalia; Primates; Hominidae. The record is from RefSeq and is a predicted model, not a curated record.